AUGGAAAAUGAUGGUACCUCUCAAACACAAUGUCUACCAAUCUCACAAGAAAGUACACAUCAACCAAUCCAUAAUGAAAGUGGUAACCAAUCAGUUGAUGCUCCUCUUCCUACACCAAAUGAUAAUAUUGAGGUUGAUAGCCAAACAAUUGUAAGUCGUCAAUCCAGACAUAUAAGUAUUGUAUGGGAUCAUUUUACAAAGGUCAAAGUUGACGGAAAAGAUAAGGCUAAAUGUAAUUAUUGCUCAAAGUUGCUUAAUGAAUCAUCAAAUGAUGGGACGACACAUUUAAAAAAGACAUAUGGAAUCUUGUCCUAA
This is a messenger RNA of Lathyrus sativus (Indian pea), 315 nucleotides long. The record is from the annotation of a GenBank genome assembly. NCBI's taxonomy places the organism in Eukaryota, Viridiplantae, Streptophyta, Magnoliopsida, Fabales, Fabaceae.